UGUUUUCCACUGCAAACUGCGCAGUUGUAUCAAUAUAGUCAAUACAACGAUAAGCACAUUAAAAAUUACCCGAUUCGGCGAUCGCAGGGCGAUUGCCUAUCUGGGCUUAUCAGGGUUUGGUUUGCUCCUCACAAACCUGCAAACGGCCGCUCGCUCGCUGGCUCUGCGAAAGCCUCCAAAGCCCUGCGAUUUCCCGUCUUUUGGCUGCUGCAAACACCUUCCUCGCGCACUUUUAUCGCUGCUUCCGCGCUGUCCGCUCUUUAUUCCAGGCUCAGAGUAAUUGCAAUUGAAACAGUUUGACAAUAAUGGUCUUUGGUAGCAAGAACAAAGACGAGAACCUCGAAGUCGUUUCCGUCGAUGACAUCGACGAGGUCGAAGGAGACCAGCACAACAUGCUGCUGUCGAUCAUCGCCUCGCUGCGUCCCGGAUCCGACCUGUCGCGCAUCACCCUCCCGACAUUUAUCCUCGAGCGCAAGUCGAUGCUGGAGCGUAUCACAAAUCAGCUUGCGCACCCUGACCUGCUUCUGCAGGCUCAUGCUUCUGAGGAUCCGGUCGAGCGCUUCGUGGGCGUGGUUAGAUGGUAUCUCUCGGGAUGGCAUAUUGCUCCCAAGGCCGUCAAGAAGCCGCUGAACCCGGUCCUGAACGAGUACUUCACCUGCUACUGGGACCUGCCGAACAAUACCCGUGCGUAUUACAUCUCAGAGCAGACCUCGCAUCAUCCCCCCAAAUCCAGCUAUUUCUACAUGUCGCCCGAGAACCACAUCAGGAUCGACGGAACGCUUGUGCCCCGGUCGCGUUUUCUCGGCAACUCCGCCGCCAGUCUGAUGGAGGGCCACGGAUACCUCACGUUCCUCGACAAGACCGAUUUCCGAGGCAAGACUGAAAAAUACGAGCUCACGCAGCCAAACAUGUACGCGCGAAAUAUCCUGAUUGGCAAGCUAAAGUACGAGCUCGGCGACCACUCGCUCGUCAAGUGUCCCGGCAACGACCUCGUGGCCGACAUCGAGUUCAAAGUCAAGGGCUUCAUCUCGGGCACCUACAACGCGAUCCAGGGCAAGAUCUCGCGUCAGUCGACCGGAGACGUGCUGUACGAGAUCAGCGGGAAAUGGAACGAGGUGAUGGAGAUCAAAAACAUGAAAACCGGCGUCAAGUCUGUGUUUUUCGACACCCUCAAGGCCAAGCCUAUAUUCCCCUUGGUGCGACCGAUCGAAGAGCAAGGCGCGCUCGAGUCCCGACGACUGUGGCUGAAGGUGACGAACGCGCUCGCACGCAAGGACCACACCGUUGCCACCGACGAGAAGUUUGCGAUCGAAGACCGUCAGCGUCAAGAAGCCAAGGCGCGAGAGGAGGAGGGCGUCGAGUGCCACCCGAGACUAUUCAAGGAAGCCCCCGCGCCGCUCGAGUGGAUCAUCCACAAGGAAAUCACGGGGACGACUCCCGAGGAGCAAACAGAAGAGAUCCUGAGCAUCGCGCCAAUUCUACCCGGUCAACAGGCCAGCAGCGAGUUCGACAUCCCUCCUCGUCGCCCUAAAGCUUAAGAGUGAAGGCGAGAAGAACAAAAGAACAAAAAAAAAAGAAUAAAAAAGAGGAAGAUGCAGGGUAGAAUUGAACUCUUGAUUUGAAUUUACGUUUUCAGGCGUCGUUGAUUAGUAUGUCCUUUGUCAUUAUUUUUUUUGAAAUCUGCUGUUUGUUAUAGUUUUGCUCUGCGAGUUCAUGUUUGUUUUAUUUCUCUUUUUAUAUAUAUGUACUCUUCUUUUCUCUUUCCAGCAGGGUGUGCUGCAGUUUCUACUACUACUACUACUACUAGUCUGUGCUGUGUUUUCCUUGUUUCCGCUCAUUAUGUGUUAGAUAUCGGAAUGCUUUUCUCUUUCUUAUUUUGCGCUGUGUCAUUUUUUCGGAAUAUGGUACAUUGUGUGUGUGUGUGUGUGUGUUGUGUAUUCAGUCCUUGAGCCUACCUAUCUAUUUUAAUACUGUCUGUAACUUCUUUUUAAGCCGUGUUAUUUUAUUCAAACUGACAAC
This is a messenger RNA of Myxozyma melibiosi, 2019 nucleotides long. RefSeq names its product Oxysterol-binding protein 6. Gene Ontology annotation, molecular function: sterol binding. Gene Ontology annotation, biological process: endocytosis; maintenance of cell polarity; piecemeal microautophagy of the nucleus. Gene Ontology annotation, cellular component: cytosol; cortical endoplasmic reticulum; intracellular membrane-bounded organelle. The transcript is spliced from 4 exons. Lineage: Eukaryota; Fungi; Ascomycota; Lipomycetes; Lipomycetales; Lipomycetaceae. The coding region runs from base 306 to 1538 and encodes 410 amino acids. The record is from RefSeq and is a predicted model, not a curated record.